AUGCUACCUAAUUUAAGAAAUCUGUAAAAAAGAAGACCAACUGCUAUAACUCCUGACACCUCUUAAAAAAGGAUGCUAUUAUAAAAAAGUGAGCAUCAUGAUAUUUACUCUUUAAAAUCUUAAAUUGAAUCUUUAUAAAAACAACUAGAAUAUGUUUAAACAAAUAAAUCAUUUGUAAUGAAGAUAACUUCUCCACCUUCAUGUACAUAAUGUUCAAAAUUUAAAGUAACUAUCUAUUAUUAUUUUGCAGCAAUAAUUAGAUCUUUAAUAAUUGAAUGAAAAAAUUACAAAAAGAAAUUAUGAUCAAAAAAUUGAUGAAUUACAUAAAUAAUCUCAAAAAGUUAUUCUAACUAAAGGAAAAACUAUAGAAACAGAUUCAAGGUAUGAUGAUUUACUAUUUAAAUUGAAAUAAAUUUAUUAAUACGAACUUCUAUUUGCUGAAGACAAUACUAUUAAUAUAAAUAAUAUAUAGAAAAUAUAAUUUUCAUACAGGAACUCUAAAGAACAAAAUCAAUAAUCUAUUUAGUAAUUGUUAUUACAACUUGAAGAAUAAGAUUAAAUUAUCAAAAAGUAAUCCAUCUCAAUUAAAAAUUACAAUUCAUAAAUUGAUUAAUUGAAUAAUGUCAUUUCAAAUCUUCAAAAUUAAUUAGACAAUCUUAAAAAAUAGUUAAAAGAUCGUUAAGAAUUAAACAAAAAAACUUUGUAAACUUUACCUAAUGAAGUAUCUCCAAAAUUAAAUAUCGACUCUUAAUAAGAUAAAUCUAUCUUAUAAUAAUUAUUAUUUUAGAAUUAAUCUCUAAAAGAAAAAUUAAUUUAAUAGAAUCAUUAAAUUGAUAAAUCUGCAUAAGAAAAUUAAAUCUAGAAACAUUUAUUGAGAAUAGAAGUUUUGGAGACUGAACUCAAAUUAAGUCUUCGAUGUUGUAGAUGCUAAAAUCUAUUUGAAAAACCUAGAACUUAUAUUCCAUGUGGACAUUCUUGUUGUGAAAAAUGUUAUAAAUAUAAAUGUGAUUCUUGUGAUACAGAAGCUGUCUAUAGAAAUAGACAAUUUGAUGAAUUGAUAAGAGUCUAUUACAUUAUUAAAGAUACCAAAACAUUUAUUCAAGAAUGUCUAUUGAGAUUAUAAGUUUGA
Paramecium pentaurelia is the source of this 1129-nucleotide messenger RNA. NCBI's taxonomy places the organism in Eukaryota, Ciliophora, Oligohymenophorea, Peniculida, Parameciidae. The record is from the annotation of a GenBank genome assembly.